AGGUGAAGAAGCAGCAGCAAUUUGUGUACGUGUGUGUUUUGGAUAGCCACUAAGCUCUAGCUACGUGGUGAUUAUCGUGCGUGCCACCGUAUUCGAAAUCCUCGCAAGCAAUCCAAGCGAUUCCCAUUGCCCAAAUGCAUUUAACAGAUUUCACAGCAGCCUUGCUGCUCGCACUCCUCAGCUGCAGCAGCGCACAACGAGUGGCGCCCGGCGUUAAUCCUCAGCAUUAUCAACAAGUGCCCCAGCAAGUGCCACAACAUCACCAACAGCCGCCACCGCCACCACAAUACCAACAGCAACAACAAAUUCAUAGCGCGCCUGGCGUUCCACAACAACAAUAUCAGCAGCAAGUGCAAUAUCAGCAGGUUCCCGUGCAACAGCAGCAGCAGGUGCCACAGAUGCAACAGCAACAUAUUCCCCAACAGCAAGUGCCACAACAGCAACAUCCACAGCAAGUGCAGCAUCAGCAACAUCAGCAACAUCAUGGAGGCGGACAUCACCAUGGACAGCCGCAGCAGGUGCUAAACACAGGCAACAUUCAGCAGGAGCGCGCUCACAUCCAGGAGCACAUGCAGGUGCCCAUCGAUACGAGCAAAAUGUCCGAGGCUGAAUUGCAGUUCCAUUACUUCAAAAUGCACGAUUCGGAUAACAACAAUAAAUUGGAUGGCUGUGAGCUCAUCAAAUCUCUAAUCCACUGGCACGAGCAAGGCAGCAAAGAGCAGCCAAACGGCGAGAAGCCGCAUGUGGAGGAGAAAGUGUUCUCAGACGAGGAGCUUGUUGCUCUCAUCGAUCCCAUACUGCAGAUGGAUGAUACAUCGCGAGACGGUUUCAUUGACUAUCCGGAAUUCAUCAAGGCUCAGCAGAAGGCUGCCGAGAAGAUGCAACAACAGCAGCAACAUCCAGAUCCAGCGCAGCAACAACAACAGCAGCAUCAGCAACAGCAGCAUCAGCAGCCACAUCAUUAGUCUAUAGUUCGAUAAAUCAAUCAGUUUGCAUUAUUACUAUAUAUAUUCCAAUCAAGCAUAGUUCUGUCAACAUCACUGUCCUUGGUCCGCAUUCGUGCCCCCACAAACACACAACAUACAACACAUACAUGCCACAUGCCACACUCGCAAAUUCCAGCGCAAAUUGUAAUAUAUACUAUAUUUCCAAGAACAAUUUUCGAUAAUGCUACAAGCAUUCCAAAAAAUCGGGCAACUACUUUUGAACAAAUUGUAAUAAUUUCUUCUUCGAAUAGCACACGACGACGAAUCUCUUCUCUUUGUGAUCUGUGCAAUGAAAAUGUUAGUUUGUUUUUUUUUAUUAUUGUUUUUUGCCUUCUUCUUCUCAUAAUUAUUAGUUUCUUCUACGAUUUAUAUAGUUAUUUAUAAGCGUCACUUCAAAUUCAGCAAAC
Drosophila albomicans is the source of this 1393-nucleotide messenger RNA. Its product is annotated as G-box-binding factor. Gene Ontology annotation, molecular function: calcium ion binding. The record is from RefSeq and is a predicted model, not a curated record. The transcript has 5 exons. Lineage: Eukaryota; Metazoa; Arthropoda; Insecta; Diptera; Drosophilidae. Bases 135 to 965 code for a protein of 276 amino acids.